AUGGCUGACAUGUUCGAGACGGAGUUGGCGAGUGUAAAUUCAGUUGUCGCUGCACCGUCGACGGACAAGAGCGCAUUGACUCAGCCGCCGCACCAGCAACAAGAUGAUCAGAUACAACAACCGCAGCAGCAGCAGCAGCAGCAGCAACAACAACAACAACCACCCCAACUCAACCCUCAACAACGCGUUCCCGAAACCAGAGACCCGUCCGAGUCCAUCUUUCCGCCCCUGCACAACAGUGCCGGCGCCGAUGCCGAGUCGAUUGCCUCGGGUGCCUCAGCCCCUUCUCGGGCAGGCGGCGGCGGAGUGGGCCAUGAUAAUGAUGAGGACGAGCCAGCGAUUGCCCGACCCUUCCUCCGCACCUCGAGCCCCGACCAGGGCAUGCGGUUAGGCCUGGGAAAGCUUGUUGAGGAUGAUGACGAUGAAGGGCGAAUCACCUGCAGCAGUGGACCGAUCCCGUGGUCGCCGAGGUCCAAGCAGCAAAUGCACAAGUUCAGCCUGUACGAGACGGCAAGCCGCUUCUACAUUGUCGGCGGCGACGUGAGCGAGAAGCGCUACCGCAUACUCAAGAUUGAUCGCACCGAUAACGACGACGUUUCCGAACUGAGCAUCACCGAUGACAAGACCGUCUACACCCAGAAGGACAUGAACCAGCUGCUCGACACCAUCGACGACGGCAACAAGGGGACUGGCGGCUUGAGGCUGCGGUGCACCACAUGGGGCUUGCUGGGCUUUGUCAAGUUCACGGGUCCUUACUACAUGCUGCUGAUCACCAAGAAGAGCACCGUCGCCAUGAUCGGCGGCCACUAUGUCUACCAGAUCGAUGGCACCGACCUCAUCCCCCUGACAUCGCCCAGCUUCAAGAUGGACCAGCGCAAUAACACCGAGGAGUCGCGCUUCCUGGGUAUUCUUAACAACCUGGACCUGACCCGUUCCUUCUACUACAGCUAUUCCUACGACCUCACCCACACGUUGCAGCACAAUAUUACCCGCGAGAGAACAGUCCUGAUGGAAGGCCGCCCUUUCUCGGCCGACGACAACCACUUCAACUCCAUGUUCGUCUGGAACCACCACCUGCUCCAGCCGGCCGCCAAGGCCCUCAAUGCGCCCUUCGACUGGUGUCGCCCCAUCAUCCACGGCUACAUCGACCAGGCCGCCGUGUCCGUCUACGGCAGGACCGCCCACAUCACCAUCAUUGCCCGACGCAGUCGCUUCUUUGCCGGCGCGAGGUUUCUCAAGAGAGGAGCCAACGACCUGGGCUAUGUGGCCAACGACGUCGAAACGGAGCAGAUCGUGUCCGAAGCCCUGACCACCUCCUUCCACGCGCCGGGCCCCAAGUUCUUUGCCAACCCGACCUACACGUCGUACGUGCAGCACCGUGGCUCCAUCCCGCUGUAUUGGACGCAGGACAACACGGGCGUCACGCCGAAGCCUCCGAUCGAGCUGAACUUGGUGGACCCCUUCUACACGGCAGCCGCCCUCCAUUUCGACAACCUGUUUGAGCGGUACGGCGCUCCUAUCUACAUCUUGAACCUGGUCAAGGCUCGCGAGCGGACGCCGCGCGAGAGCAAGCUGCUGGAAGAGUACACCCGUGCUAUCGCCUACCUGAACCAGUUCCUGCCGGCCGACAAGAAGAUCAUCUACCGGGCGUGGGACAUGUCACGCGCUGCCAAGAGCCGCGAUCAAGACGUAAUCGGCACGCUUGAGGGCAUUGCAGAGGACGUCGUUCGCACAACAGGCUUCUUCCAAAAUGGCGACGGCCACACCACGCCCAUCCGUGUGCAGAACGGCGUGGCGCGCACGAACUGCAUUGAUUGCUUGGACCGGACGAACGCGGCCCAGUUCGUCAUUGGCAAGCGAGCCCUUGGGCACCAGCUUCACGCCCUCGGCAUCCUGGGAGACACCACAAUAGAGUACGAUACUGACGCUGUCAAUCUGUUUACUCAUAUGUACCACGACCAUGGCGACACCAUCGCCGUGCAGUAUGGCGGGUCACAGCUCGUCAACACCAUGGAGACGUACCGCAAGAUCAACCAGUGGACAAGCCACUCGCGUGACAUGAUUGAGAGCUUCAAGCGCUACUACAACAACUCGUUUCUCGACGGCCAACGCCAAGAGGCGUACAACUUGUUUCUCGGCAACUACAUAUUUGCCCAAGGCCAGCCCAUGCUGUGGGAUCUCGCCACCGACUACUAUCUCCACCACGAAGACCCCCGGACAUGGCUGGAGAAACGGAAGCGUGACUACAUUCACUGGUACACUCCCGAGUUUUUGAAAGAACGGGAACUCCCAGCGUACCCGCCUAUCCCGCCGGCCGCACGCCGCAAAUCGAUUUCGGCGUACGACGACUACUGGCUGGAGUACUACCGCCCAGCCACGCUCUCCUCGUUUCCCAAGAUGUUCCCUUACAAAAUGAACUCGACCAUCAAGUACAUACCCUUCAAAGCGACCCAAGACGGCCGCUACGAUCUCAGUCCCUUCCGUGUGCGCAACGAGACCGACAGCGACGCCCACAGCAGGAAGAAGGGCAAAAAGGAAGUGACCAUUGUCGCACCGCACGACCUGGACCGCAUCGCUGAUGACACUGAGACGACGUCGUCAUCCAUCAACGAGAAGGCCCAGCCUCCCACGCCCACCAGCGCCAACGCGCGCAUGUCGCUCCAUCGCUGGCUGCAUGAAAAGAACCAGCCCAACGGAGCCCACCAUCGCCGUCACUCCAGCUUGACCAAAGACUCAGCUCCUUUCACCCACACCCACAGCCGCAACAACAGCGCAGACGAAGCCACGCCCGCCGCCUCCCCCAGCCACCUCCACCACCAUCACCACUUCCACCACCAUCACCACUUCCACCACCACCAUCAAAGUCCUAAUAGUCAUCACCUCGAAACACAUCACAUAAACGACAACUCGGCGACGACCGACAAAGACGGCAACAAGCCGCACCAGACCGCCCUGGAAAAGUCGCGCGCUGCCCAGCAGACCUUCACCCAGGUGGUGCACGACUCGCUCAACCCGACCGUCAGCGCGGCCGAGGCGGCCGACUACGCCCGCUACGUCUCGCACCCACACAACCUCCCGCUCGUCGCCGUCUCGUCGUUGUCGUCCGAGUGCGAGGGCGCCCCUGUGGACGAGAUCGAGCCCGAGUAUCUCGAGUUUGUGCGGGGCCGGUGGAGGGAGGAAGGGUUAGGUGGAUUGGAGCUGCUCGGGUUGUCGUCUUCGUCGUCGCCACCGCCGGCCCCUGCUACGGUAGAUGGUGGGCGUUUGUCUGGUGUGAGGGCUGGGACGGAUGGUGGUGGUAAUGGCGCAGGCGGAGGGGAUGCGAGGCGGGAAGAGGCGGGGGUGAAUGGGGGGAGCAGUGGCGCGGAGGAGGAUAGUGAUCGGGCGUUGUAUGCCGAGACGGUGAAGGUGCCGGAGAACCCGCUGACUGUCACGGAGGAGGACCAGCUCAAAAAGAGGUACAAGGCCUAUCGGAAGUGGUUGAGGGGGAAGAGCUUGUUUAAGCAGACGCCGGUCGACUAG
Molecule: messenger RNA, 3519 nt
Organism: Parathielavia appendiculata
Lineage: Eukaryota; Fungi; Ascomycota; Sordariomycetes; Sordariales; Chaetomiaceae
Exons: 1
Coding region: 1-3519 (1172 amino acids)
Biological process (GO): phosphatidylinositol dephosphorylation
Cellular component (GO): intracellular membrane-bounded organelle
Molecular function (GO): phosphatidylinositol-3,5-bisphosphate 5-phosphatase activity
Source: RefSeq, a predicted model, not a curated record